GGUAGCAUCCCGGAAGUGUGCAGCUCGUCCUCGAAACAGAAGCGAGCCGCGAAAACAUUCAAGAUGAUCAUAAAUUUGCGACUAUAACUUGAAUUUUUCUAAAACACCUCCCUCUUCUUUUGACAGUUUACACCAUCUGAACAUAGCCGGUAGAAUGGAUUCAAAGGAACCACCAACACAUAUAAAUAACUCCUCCAUGGAAAUAACUCAGAGUUUGGAUGAAGACCCCUUGAUUGACGGGCCUCUCAUUUCACCAGACAUUUUGGACAAGGCAAUUAAAAGAGAAUUCCAGCAACUGCCGACAUCCUGGGCCGCAUUAUUACUGUCCUUAGUCCAUGUAGCGUUCGUGUGCCUGUCGGUGGUGCUGGCCGUGUUCUGCUCCAUACUGCAGAGCCACCAGGCCCAGUGCCACGACUACCUGAGCAACCUGCCGAGCAGCCCUGUGAUUGUGUUCGCCAAGGUGUGCCUGUGGCUGCUGCUGAUGGCCUUUGAGCGCUACGUUCAGCGGCACCACGUCGCGGCCCGCGGCCGAGGCUACCUGCAGUUCUACCGGGCCACCAGCAACCUGAGGAGCCUGCCCGUGUAUAUCCACUCCGCCGGGAACGCCGCGGUGCUGAUUGUUCUGGCUGCGGAGCCUCUGUUGAAAGGGGUGAAACACCUUAGUGUGUCCCUGCUCCUGGGGAUCCUGGUCCUGGAGCUGCUCUCUGUGCCCUGCCUGCUCCUGUACUCAGUGAGAGUGCAGAACUUCAACAGAGAGAGGCCAGAGCCUGAUGUCAGCCAGGAGGAGAGAUUGCAUGGAUACCCCAGCAACACCCAUCCCCUCUCCACAGAGACCGGAUUCAGGGACGGCUCGAACUUGGAAGACGUUGUGGAAAAGCAAGCGGACUUGAUUGAGUACCUGAAGCAGCACAACACUCAGCUGAGUAAGCGGAUCCUGUCUCUGACCAGCCAACAGAUGAGGGAGUGAGGGCUCAUGUGACCACGAGGAGAGGGGGGCGUGGUGUACACGCAUGCGAGCAGUAUGUGUGUAUACGUGUGUGUUUUUUUUAUUGCCAAGCAAGGGAUGCUCCUGAACUUAAUGACGGAUCGUGCAAGGUCACUUUCCCAAAACUUUUGUGCAUGUGUCACUUUGCGUCUGUGUACAGCACAUUUUAAGUGAACUUAAAUCCUCACGGCAUGGUGGAAAUGUGUGCUACGUGCUCCGAUAACAAUUCACACGUACUGAGGUGGAUAUUUAAACAAGGCUUGAGUGUGAGGAGGACGCGGCUGAAAGAUUAGAAGAAGAAUAAAGGGUUUUAUUUGUGUGUGAUGACCCCAAGCAUCCUUUAAUUAGUGAUGUGAGGGUGGUGUGAACAGAACCGAAGAAAUCUGGAAUAAUGAAACGUCCUUUCACCCUCACGCACACACAAGCGCACGUACAUGCGCACACACACAUGCACACACACACACGCACACACACGCACGCACACACACAUGCACACACACACACACGCACACACACACACACACACACACACACACACGCACACACAGACACUCUGGCAUGAACACACGCGCACACACACAUGCACACUCACACACAUGCGCACACACACAUGCACACACACACACACGCACGCACACACACACACACACGCACACACAGACACUCUGGCAUGAACACACGCGCACACACACAUGCGCACACACACAUGCACACACACACACGCCCACACAUACAUUCGGGCAUUAACACACACACACACACACACACACGCACACACACACACAGACACUCUGGCAUGAACACACGCGCACACACACACACUCAGGCAUGGGCACACAUCCACACUCAAAAAUGAAAUGGAAUUGUGAGAAAGUAGGAUGUUUUCACUUCAUGAAUAAAAUUAUUAUAGAUAAUGGAUGUAGCCAGUAAUGUCAUGAAAUUCCAGGAAUGCAGUCCUUGUUUUACUGCACUGACUUCUAGACUGACAUCUAGAAACUGUCAUUCUGUAGGAAUAGUGGUGGAAAUGGGAUGUUACAUAAAAAGCAUUGUAAGGACUAGUACAAAUGCUCUGAACGAACAAACGGCCCUAGUCAGGCGCUGCGCAACUUAUACAGAGAGGGAAAGGGAAAGUUAUGAGGGUUUAAUAUCGAUCGAUUUUUGUCUGUUUUGUGUUGUCCAUAAAGUUAUUUUUAAGAUUCAGAAUGUGCUUCUGUUCAGUCAAACAGCAGAGCGUUUUGGGGGUGAACUUGUAAUGGAAAAAACAAUGAUAAUAAUAAUAAUAACAUUAAAAACUGUGAGAAAAAAAACGAAUAACUGGCAUAAGCAUAUACGCAAUGACUAAGCAUAACUGGAAUUUAUUUUCUUUUAUUAUUGUUUCUUUUUUUUCUUCAUAUUUCAGCAGUAUUGUUUGUCUGGUUUUGUGCGGGUCUGUCUGUGUUGAGCCUAGCACGCAGUUUGAAAUACUGCCGGCCUCGUGUCUAAAGUCUGUCAUUGUCGAAGAGGUUCUGUACCUCAUUUUUUUUUAUUGUUGUCGACCACUUGAUGAAUGUAUAAUGUGUAUCUAUAUUUGUAAUUAUGAACUUAAGUCUCAACUCAGGCUCAAUAUUGUGGAUUUUGAAUUAUUUUAUUUUCUGGGUUUGAAAGCAUUUGUUUUUUGUAUAAUACAUCUUGAAUUACCUUGUUUACUCUUUUUUUUUGUACAAUGACUCAAUAAACAUGUAAGUGUG
This is a messenger RNA of Conger conger (European conger), 2712 nucleotides long. RefSeq names its product transmembrane protein 192 (gene tmem192). Bases 155 to 967 code for a protein of 270 amino acids. Gene Ontology annotation, cellular component: lysosomal membrane; late endosome. NCBI's taxonomy places the organism in Eukaryota, Metazoa, Chordata, Actinopteri, Anguilliformes, Congridae. The record is from RefSeq and is a predicted model, not a curated record. The transcript is spliced from 6 exons.